CUGAUCAUAUAAUUAUCACACACCUCUUACAACACCCUCACUCUCACCUACCAUUGCUUCCUUCUCUGCAACAAAUUAAAGAUGAAGAACCAAAUCAAAUGCUUUUCCAUUUCUUGGUCUCUUCUCUUCAUGCUUAUUCUCUUGCAUGCAACAUCAACCUUCGCUCAAGAAGUUGAGGAUGAGAGAGAGUUUGAUUAUGGUGAAAGGAGUGAAAAGGGUCCUCGGCGGUGGGGAGAGCUAAAGGAAGAGUGGGCUGCAUGCAAGAAUGGAGAUAUGCAGUCUCCGAUUGAUAUGUCAAACCAGAGGGUGAAGAUGAUCCGAAGGUCCAGGGAGCUCAAGAUGAACUACAAACCUUGUAAUGCAACUGUGAAGAAUAGAGGUCAUGACAUAAUGCUUCAAUGGGCUGGUGAUACCGAAACUGAAUCCGAAGCUGGAUCAAUUCAGAUAAACGGCACUGAAUACUUUCUCCGACAAGCCCAUUGGCACUCACCCUCCGAGCAUACCAUCAAUGGCAGGAGGUAUGAUGUAGAGCUGCACAUGGUUCACGUAAGCCCGGACACCAACGUGAAAAAUAACAUAGCUGUUACCGGGCUUCUCUACAAGUUUGGUAAAGCUGAUGCGUUUCUUUCUAAGUUGACUGGCAAUAUGGCAUCCAUGAUUGAUAGAAUGGAAGAGAGAAACGCGGGAGUGAUGGAUCCGAGAGAGAUAAAGACGGGUGGUAAAAAUUAUUACAGAUAUAUGGGUUCACUCACUGUUCCUCCAUGCACAGAAGGUGUUAUUUGGACAAUGAAUAAGAAGGUGAGGACUGUUUCAAGAGAGCAAGUUAAGUUGCUUCGACACGCUGUUCACGACUAUGCAGAGAAGAAUGCGAGACCAUUGCAGCCACUGAACAGUCGAGAUGUCCAUCUUUACAAACCCUAGUUUAGCCCAGGAAUAACAGUAAUUGGUGAUAAUUAGAGAGAGAGAGAGAUGAACUAUAGUUACUAUUAGUUAGCCUUAUAGUUCCAUUUUUUUCCCCUUUUGCUAGAGUAGAUUGUUCAUUCUGAACACCAUGAUGUGAUAUUUUUAUUGUUCUUCAUCAUCAUAUACAUGGAGAUACCAUGUUUUUUGCGUUAUAUAAUCAGCUAUAUUCAUCCAA
Messenger RNA from Cornus florida, 1138 nucleotides. RefSeq names its product alpha carbonic anhydrase 7-like. Gene Ontology annotation, molecular function: zinc ion binding; carbonate dehydratase activity. NCBI's taxonomy places the organism in Eukaryota, Viridiplantae, Streptophyta, Magnoliopsida, Cornales, Cornaceae. Bases 82 to 921 code for a protein of 279 amino acids. The transcript has 7 exons. The record is from RefSeq and is a predicted model, not a curated record.